UAACGUUACUAAAAUUAAACGCCAUCUCUCUCUUACCUUUCCCCACCCUCUCUUUUCCCACCCUGUGCCUGGCUUCUUCCUAAGGCAGGGAGACUCUUCUCUGCCUUAGACAAAUCGUUCUCUAUUUUCCUCCUCCUCCUCCUCUCUUCUCCUUCUCCUGUAUUCUAAUUUAUAUACUAUGGCAUUUCAAGACUUCGAUCUCAUCACCGAGAAAAGAAAAAAUGAUAGGAAACAAAAGCUCAAGCGCAGAAUCGCCAUUGGCGCAGUUUGCACCAUCGUCAUCAUUGGUCUAAUAGGAGCAGCCGCUUUCGUAAUCGUGAGCAAUAAUAAUGAAGAAGAAAGCGAACUCAAUGACCAUAACAAGAAAUCCCCACCAUCUUCCUCCAAGGGUAGCCCCAACAGCAACUCCAACCAGAUUUCUGUAGCAGAGAAACUCGUGAAGACCAUUUGCGAUAUCACCGACUACAAGGACAAAUGCGAGACAAGUCUUGACAAGGAAGUGAAAAAGGAUCCUAAAAUCGCACAACCCAGAGAUGUCCUCAAGCUUGCCAUCGGCGUUGCUGCGGACGAGCUCAAUAAGGCCCUAAAUAAAACCAAGGACCUCAACUUUCUAACCGAUAAAGAGAAAGGGGCUUACGAAGAUUGCAAGAAGCUUUUGGAUCGCGCAAAAGACGAUCUCGGGAAUUCAUCCUCACAUGUUGGAUCCAUUGACAUGAACAAGCUCGCGUUAUCCUCUUCGGAUUUGAAUAGUUGGCUAAGUGCAGUUAUCUCGUUCCAGGGAGCUUGCCUCGAUGGGUUUUCUGAAGGGAAACUGAAGACAGAAAUGCAGAGUGCUUUUCAGGAUUCAAUGGAGUAUGUUAGCAAUUCUCUUGCCAUUCUAUCGCAGUUAGGCUCCGUGGUUUCUUCAGCGCUAAAGGAAGGUGCUAACCGUCACUUGCUGUCGACCGAUGAUAAAGGUCUUCCGGAGUGGAUGAACGAUGAGGAUCGAAGGAUGUUGAAGGCCGCAGAUGAUAAGCCUACCCCUAACGUCACGGUGGCUGGCGAUGGCAGUGGAGACUUCAAAACCAUCUCCGAAGCCUUGAAAGCCAUACCACAAAAAUACGAUGGGCGGUAUGUGGUUUAUGUUAAAGCAGGAACAUAUGACGAGACAGUGUUAAUAGAAGAGCGAAUGGUAAACCUAACCCUUUACGGUGACGGAUCACAAAAAAGCAUAAUCACCGGCAACAAGAACUUCGUAGAUGGAGUAAGGACUUUCCAAACCGCAUCAUUUGCCGUAGAAGCAGAUGGAUUUCUAGGAAAAGCAAUGGGGUUCAGAAACACAGCAGGUCCAGAGAAGCACCAAGCGGUUGCAGCAAGAGUGCAAGGAGAUCGUGCGGUGUUUGUCAAUUGUCGUUUCGAAGCGUUCCAAGACACUCUCUAUGCCCUAGCCCACAGGCAGUUCUACCGGAGCUGUGUGAUCUCAGGCACGGUCGACUUCAUCUUCGGCGACGCAGCCGCCAUCUUCCAGAACUGCAUAAUGAACAUAAGAAAACCCUUAGACAACCAGCAGAACAUAGUGACAGCACAAGGCAGAAUGGACCCACGAGAAACCACGGCCAUCGUUCUGCAAGGCUGCCAGAUCAAGGCCGACGACUCACUCGCCCCCAUGAAAGACAAUUUCAAGAGCUACCUCGGCAGGCCGUGGAAGGAAUACUCCAGAACCGUUGUCAUGGAAUCCGAGAUCGAUGAUAUCAUAGACCCUGAAGGGUGGAUGGAAUGGGAAGGUGACUUCGCACUCAGCACUUUGUUCUACGCUGAGUUCAACAAUACCGGAGCCGGCGCGAAUACUGAUAAUAGAGUGAAGUGGCCUGGCUACAAAAAAAUCAGUAGGGACGAGGCUAGCAACUUCACCGUCGACUCUUUCUUGGCCGGUAAUUGGAUCUCCGGGAUCAACGUACCGGUUCAGCGAGGCUUGUACAACUAAGCGGUAGCUUAAUCGGGUGGUGCAGUUCACUGUACUGCGGCGGUGGGGUCUUAGUCUGGUUUUUAUGCUGUACGUUCGUACGUGCUCAAUCCAUCGAUCGGAACUGCUAGCAAUUAUUUGUUGUUUCCCCAUUUUGAUGAAUCAUGUGCAUAUUGUUAUGGUUAUUGCGAUGAUGGUUGGGUAAGAAAAUUUUGCGUUACAUCACCUAAACGUUUCAAGGUAAAGUCAAAUAAUAUACAAACAGUUCUGUUGUUUUUCGUUGAAAAA
This is a messenger RNA of Prosopis cineraria, 2230 nucleotides long. Its product is annotated as putative pectinesterase/pectinesterase inhibitor 45. The transcript is spliced from 3 exons. Gene Ontology annotation, biological process: cell wall modification. Gene Ontology annotation, molecular function: pectinesterase inhibitor activity; pectinesterase activity. The record is from RefSeq and is a predicted model, not a curated record. Bases 179 to 1963 code for a protein of 594 amino acids. NCBI's taxonomy places the organism in Eukaryota, Viridiplantae, Streptophyta, Magnoliopsida, Fabales, Fabaceae.